UUGAUCUUCAUCUAUAUCAGUGCGAACUUCACCGUUAAGUUACAUGAAUCGUUAAACAUUGUCAAGAAAUGUGUUCAACGGUAGCCAAUUAGUCAAUACAAUGGUAACGAGUCACAUUUGGAGAUGCAUUAUAAAGAUUAGCACAGCCUAUGGUCUAUGCUAACCUUGCAUGCCCAAUUGCAUUUAUAAGUUGCGUGCUGCAGCUCAGCACUAUCAUGUGUUUGAUUUCGUGUGCAUGGUUAGGGUUAAAACACUUCGGGUAAAAUGAGGUGCAAUUGAGUAAUCCUGUCGCAGUUGAAGCUGGGUGGAGGUCGCCGGAAAAAUUGAAGGAAAUGGAAAGAAGAGACUGGAUUGUGCUCCUACCAAGUUUAGCUCUUGCGUUAGUCUUUCUAAUCUCGAGCUCCAUCACGCACUGGACAUGGCAAUCGCGUUGGGACAAAGAAAGCUCAAGGGUCGCGACUUCUUCGAAGGCGAUGGCUGUGUUAAAUCGCCAGGAAGUCGAGCUUCUUGCAGAGCUUAACAACCCCUUGUCAUCCAUUACCAAUACGAAGUUCGCAAAACAGCAACUGACAGUCAAUAAAGAAUUACAAAGUCUCUUAAUGCAGAGCCAUGGAAAUGCGUCAGAAAAGGCGAUUCUGGCUGCGUGCGCAAGAAAGAGGAGAGGUGCAGAGCUAAGCGGAGAGGGAAUUCAGUGGCGACCAAAGGCAGACCGAUAUUUACUGAUGAUAUGUCAGACUGGGCAAGUCACGAACCACCUCAUCUGCUUCCGGAAGCAUAUGUGGUUCGCCGCACUCUUAAACCGGACGCUCGUGUUGCCGCAUGGGAAAUUGGACUACAAAUAUGAGCAUCUGCUCGAUAUGGCCCACCUAAAGAAAUGUCUCGGCAACAGCAGCGUCAUCACCUUCGAAGAGUUCGCCGAAUUGCGGAACGAGACACUACAUGUUGACAGGCUCAUCUGCUACAUGCACUCCUGUCACUUCGACAAAGAUCAUCCGCGUGCGUGGGAAGCGCUGGGGUAUACAUUUGGGGAGCGACAAGAUGCAUGGUCAUCCUCUUCAAAUCCACCCGCAGCUCACAAAGAUGACAUCCUCUCAAGGUUUGCUUGCAAUGCGAAAGUUCUUGCCGUAGGUGACCUAUUUUACGCAGCCGUUGAGGACUCUCACGGUUUCGCAGUAGCGCACGAUUGCACUGUGAGCCCAGUGCUGCCCAACCGGAACAUCGUGGUCACAGCGGAGAGAUUCGUCCAGACGUACUUGGGACCAAAUUUCCUGUCGCUUCAUUUUCGGCGGCACGGAUUCCUGGUAUUCUGCAACAAGCAGAAGUCCCCGAGCUGCUUCUACCCAAUCCCCCAAGCGGCCCGUUGCAUUCGGAGGAAAGUGUGGGAAGCGAGAGCGGACGUGGUAUACCUGAGCACGGAUGCACCAGCUAGUGAAGUCGACAUAUUGAAGCAGGAACUGGCGGGAGUGACAGUGGUGAGGCGGACAAAGGUCCACGAAGCGGAAGCCAAAUGGGACUCUCUUUUGUGGCGAAAUGGUUUGGAGUCAGAGCUGGCCGUGAUGGCCAUGGUGGACAAGACCAUUUGCGUCCUGGGGGUGGGGUUCAUGGGAACACGCGAGUCCACAUUCUCCUAUGACAUUCUGCGAAUGCGCAAUGAGAUGCGCACCGCAUCUUCCUGUGAUGGCUUCAUCUGCGAUGGCGAGACUCCCUCUUUCUUAGCUCAAGCCCCUUGACAAAAAUCUACAACUGUGGAAUAGCCCAAGUGAACGAGAUGAA
Physcomitrium patens is the source of this 1773-nucleotide messenger RNA. The record is from RefSeq and is a predicted model, not a curated record. NCBI's taxonomy places the organism in Eukaryota, Viridiplantae, Streptophyta, Bryopsida, Funariales, Funariaceae.